AUGCGCGCGGGCUGGGCGCUCUUCACGACCGCUUGGCUAGUCUGCGCGGUGGCGCUGGGCACAUUGUGCCGGUGGCUCGGAUCGCUGCACUCGUACGGCCAGCACACCCGCGCACAGGUGUCCCUGGCCGUGGGCCUCUGCGUGCUGUCUGCCGCGUGGCUGGCGGCGGAGGCAUGCGCGCUGGCCGCGGGCUCGGUGGGGGCGGCCGCCGAGAAGCUCUCUCCCGCGCGCUCGGGAGCGGAGUCCGCGCCCGGCCGCGAGCCUGGGCGGGACUGCGAGCUCCUCGUCGGCCGCGGCCCCGCGGAGGAGAGCCCCAAGGGCGCCGGCCAGGUCCACUGCCGUCGCGACGGUGCCGGGGACCUCGGGCAGCAGGGGGCCGCGGCACCCGAGAGCUGUCAGCUCACUGUCAUCGGCUGCGCUGGCGACCACUCGCCCAAGCGCUCCAGCCUCGGCCACGCCUCCGCGGAGGCCGCGGAGCAGAUGCCGCCGCGGAGCCCGCUGGCUGGAGAGCUCGCGUCCCUCCGCGCCUGCGGGGAGCUGACGGCGAUCGUCGCGGCGAUGUACGUGUGCGAUCGCACGGACGUCUUUGCUGCGGGGCCCAAGGUGGCCGACAGGAGGUACUUCUGGGGCCUGUGGACGCUCGUCUGUGUGGCGGCGCUGGCGUCGGCCAAGAGCUCGGACCGGCCGAAGCCGCUGCAGCGUGACCAGACCGACGAGUGGAAAGGGUGGAUGCAGGUCAUGUUCGUGUUGUAUCAUUACUUCAAAGAGGACGAGGUGUACAACGCCAUCCGGGUCUACAUCGCCGCGUACGUCUUCCUGACAGGGUACGGCAACUAUUCCUUGUACGUGCGCGGAAGGAGCUUCACACUGCGGCGGAAUUUUCAGAUGGUUUUCCGGCUGAAUUUCUUGGGCUUUAUUGCUUGCGCGGCGCUGAAUAAUGAGUAUAUGCUGUAUUACAUCUGUGGCAUGCACACAUUCUUUACUAUUCUAGUCAUUGUAAUGCUGUAUGUCAAGCAAGCCCUUAACGGAUACAAGUGGUGGAUGUAUGUGAAGAUCGGUAUCGCUUUCUCCGGGAUUUGUGCGUUGUACGACGGGCCUGCCGUCCUGUUUCAGGCGGUCUUCGGCCUAUUACCAGGGACGCACUUUCUCUUCGCUUUCCACGAUCCAGUCCACCCAGAGUACGCGGACGACUUGCACGAGUGGCACUUUCGCUCGGGCCUGGACCGUUUCAUAUGGAUCUAUGGCAUGGUGUGUGCCGUUUUCUUUCCCGAGUACGAGGCGUUCAUUGAGUGGAUAGAGUCGAGGAAGGUUGGGCUUCGCGCGGCCUGGAAUGGCGCGCUUCUGCUAGCGACGUUACUUCUUGCGAGCGUCUGGGUUGGCAUCGUGUUUUCGAGGGAGAAGCUCGCCUACAACGCUGUUCAUGCUUACACGUCUUGGCUUCCAGUCUCGCUUUACAUCUUGACUAGGAACCUGACAGCGACGGCGCGGAAGCGGUACCUCGGCGUAUUUGCUUACAUGGGGAAGUACACGCUCGAGACUUACAUCCUGCAGUUUCAUGUAUGGAUGAAAACCACGGGAGUUAAUGGCUCCCCCAAGAAGCUCCUAGUCGUUGUCCCAGACUAUUUCUGGAUUAAUUUCGUUGCUCGUCUCGGCAGCAUACCUGUUCAUGUCAGUGCGCAUGUGCAACCUCACCGUGGUCCUGCGGGACGUCAUGAUACCCGAGGGGAAUUUUGCGAUAGCUGUCAGAUGGGCCGCUCUACUGAGCUUUUCGAUUGUCUGCUGGGUCGUGUCUCUAGCGCUGGAGCCGAGGGAGCCUGCUGCGGCGGAUGCCGCUUCAAUCCAUGCGUGACAGCGGCGCUGAGGAAGCAGCACGCAACACCGCGGAAACACUUCUCUGCACCGGCUGUCGAGCCUCUGUGCCCUUGCGGUCGCACCAUGUUGUGGGCGCGGUCACCUCCCCUCGGCCCUUGCCUUUCCAGUGUUCCCUCUUCACGUUUCUAA
Messenger RNA from Prorocentrum cordatum, 2001 nucleotides. NCBI's taxonomy places the organism in Eukaryota, Dinophyceae, Prorocentrales, Prorocentraceae. The record is from the annotation of a GenBank genome assembly.